AGGUGAGCCAUUAAGUACUUUUGUUGCCAUUUAAAAGCAUUUCAUGAUGUCCGUCAACAGCUAUUUAAGUUAAAAUGAUAUGUUUAUAGUAUCAAAAAGCGUAUAGUGAUGUUAUUUUCUUAGAAGGAUGUGAUAUCUGUUUAGGAGGAUGAAUCAAUUUCCUUUAAUGCCUUGGGAAAUGUUUACUUUGCUGGUGGAACUGCAAAAUCGUGGAGAUGUCAAUCAUAAGUUUUUAUUUGUUGUUCAUGCAAGCAGAUUUUAAAACAUUGUACAUCAAAUACUAGCCAUUGUGAAUACAUGCUAGAACUACAAUAAUUGUGGUCCUUAUUGCUUUACAUGAGUCCGUUUCUUUUACCUUUUUAUUUUGCAAGCAGUUAAAGAUGUCAAGUCAUGUAUUUGCAUAAGGUACCACUUCCCAGAGUAUACACUAAAAUAUUAUAGUCUUAUUGUUGUGUUGAAAUACAUUCUGAUAUUUUAUAGUGGUUUUAUUGGAUUUGAGAUUACUCAAUCAAAUUCACUGGGGAAUAUUAUUGGUUACCCAGCUAUAGUACACGUGCUGAACUCAGUUUUUGCCGUCUAAGCUCAGUAGCUAGAGCGCACGGCUUUUUGCCAUAAGGUUGGGGUUCGAUUCUUACAGACAGAGUACAAGUUGUAGAAGGUUGUGUACAUUUCUUGGACCAUAAUUCUUACUACCGAGUAACAAGUAACAACAUACUAUUAUUUAUUAAAGGUUUUGGAACGGAACGGCAGGAACAUCGUUCGUGCCUCUGAAAGUUUACCUAGAUUUCCUGUUAAUUAAUACUAGAUUUUACAAUUUGGCUAUGAUUGAGUUUUUAAGGUUUUCAUUUCUUUUCUCUGCGUUAAGAUCUAAUAAAAUAUCGCCUUGUAAACACACAUAUCUCCCCUUAGUUAAAUUUUCUCAUAGCAUACCGAAUUCGGGAUAUAAUUCAGUAGGAAAAUGCACCUUAUUAAAGUCAAAAAUUGAUGUGAAGAAGGUAGCUGUAUUCUGGGACUUGGAUAAUAAACCAUUCAAAUCAUUUUCACCAUUGGAUGUAGCGAGUAGGCUGAAGAAGAUGGCAUCUUCUUUUGGUUAUGUAAGGUAUAAGGUAGCAUAUGCCAAUCUUUAUGCAUUAAGCUAUAUGCCAUCUGCUGUUCAAGAAUUAAGGAAAGAGAGGAAGAUACUGAAUCAGUUGGAGAGCAGUGGCGUGAUUAAUCCCCUUGUCCCUUUUGCAUGUCAAGUCUGUGGGAGGAAAUUCCAUACAAAUGAUAAGCUUUUUAAUCAUUUUAAGAUUCACAUGCGGGAACAGGUGAAACGUUUGAAUCGCCUAGAAUCAUCCAGAGGGUCCCGGAGAAUAAAAUUGGAUGGUAAGUUGUCAAUGAAGAUGGAGAAGUAUAAGAAUGCUGCCAGGGAUGUCUUGACUCCAAAAGUUGGUUAUGGUCUUGUGGAUGAACUUAAGAGGGCUGGGUUUUGGGUACAAUUUGUGUCGGAUAAGCCCCAGGCUGCAAAUACUGUGUUGCGGGAGCAUAUGGUUGAAAUGAUGCAUCGUAAACACGCCGAUUGUGUAGUUCUUGUAUCGGAUGAUCCUGACUUUGUGGAUGUUUUGAGGGAAGCAAGACAAAGAGGUCUUACGACGGUUGUCGUAGGAGAUAGCAAAGAUGGGUCUCUAAAAAGAUGUGCAGAUGUGGAAUUUUCGUGGCAAGAAAUCAUGUUAGGUAAAGCUAAAAAGGAGGCAGUAUCAGUUAUGGGACGUUGGAAGGAUCAACAUGUGCCUGAAAGACUUGAGUGGACAUACAAACCAGAGUCUAAGGAAGAUGAAUCUGACAUAGACAAAUUUGAAUUUGAGAACAAGGAUGGGGAUGUCGAGUCUGAGGUUUUUGGGGCUCAUAUCCAGAAUGAAAUUACUAAGCCUUGGUGGGAACUGGAUUCUGAUGUCGAGGAUCCACCUGCAAAAUCAUUUAAAUAAGUGUUCUUUGGCAUCUAGGCUUUUGAUAUAAUUCAAGAUGUACCAAUUGUGAUGGAUAAUUUUCUAAUCUUCCUUUUCGCAAUUCAACCAUAGUCAAAAUUCUGCUUAAAGCUGUUUCUAAUGGAACUUUAGGUCCUGUUCAGUGUUUCUCCAAGCCUUUUUCAUUUUCUUUUACUUUUAUGUUUAUCCCAACCUUAUCAGUUGAACUACAUAGCACAUUCAUUUAUUAUGACUUAUGAGUAAACCCUCGACUAGCAAAAAGGGGAUUUUUGUGAGAUCUAUUGGUGCCUGGGUACAUUUCCAGUUGUGACAUCCCCACCGGAUCUGUAUUACAGGCAGCAGGCUACUUGACGCUUCUUGUUCAACCAAAUAUUGACUGGUGAUUAGGUUUUGUUAGGGUUACAGAGAUGCCUGGGAUGGUGUGACUGUUUGACCAUCUAAGGUAGGAGUACCUGCUUAGCAACAAGUUACCUGAUUCUUAACCUGUUUUCCUUUGUUAGUAUUGAAUGAAGAAUUUCAUCAAGUAACAUAACAAGAAUCUCAGAUAAAGCAUUCUUGGCGAGUAAAAACACCUCCUUGACUGAAUGCUUCACUUAGUCUUUUCAUGUCCAGGAAUAUGAUUAUAAGCCUAUAAAUACCUCAUACUCUUUUUUCUUUCUUCUUGUACUCCUCGUCACGUACUACCUUAAAAACCAUAUUUAUUCCUUUAAGCUAAUUUUCUGACUAAUAUGAAAACCUACCUAUACUUA
Messenger RNA from Papaver somniferum (opium poppy), 2713 nucleotides. RefSeq lists its product as uncharacterized. NCBI's taxonomy places the organism in Eukaryota, Viridiplantae, Streptophyta, Magnoliopsida, Ranunculales, Papaveraceae. The coding region runs from base 822 to 1964 and encodes 380 amino acids. The record is from RefSeq and is a predicted model, not a curated record. Gene Ontology annotation, molecular function: RNA nuclease activity. The transcript is spliced from 3 exons.